ACAAACAGUGUGACCACACCUCUGCCCAUACAGUUUGUUUUUUUUUUCACACAGCACAGAAACAAAAGAAUCGGCAAUUUAGCCGCAGAUCAGACGGCGCAAAUCCCGAUCCAGGAUGAGGAGCGUCGAGGAGAUCAAGGCGGAGUACCCGCUGCACUGGCACAUCUGGCACAACGAACUGGAGCAGCUGCAGGCGGCCAUCGACCAGAACGACAAGGAGAAAAUCGAUCCCCGCGGCCGGACGCCACUGAUGCUGGCUGUCAGAUUGGCCAAUUUACCAUGCGUUAAAUGCCUUCUGGCGGCCAAGUGCAAUGCCACCUAUGAGCACGAAGGCUGGUCCAUUGUUCAGGAAGCUGUCUGCACCGGCGAUGUGGACAUACUGACGGCCAUCAUCGAAGUCAGAGAUCUUCAGCGCCAUGUCCAGCGGGUGACGCAUGUGCCUAAGCUGCUGCAGCACCUACUGGAUGCUCCCGACUUUUACAUCGAGAUGAAGUGGGAGUUCACCUCCUGGGUGCCUCUGAUGUCGCGUCUCUGUCCCAGCGACACCUACAAGGUGUACAAGCGCGGAGCCAACGUCCGGAUAGAUACCACCCUGCUGGGCUUCGACAACAACACCUGGCAACGGGGCAACCGCUCCUACAUCUUCAAGGGAGCCAAAGAAACUGCCACAAUGAUCGAGAUCGAUCACGAUACAAACGAAGUCAUGGUGGAGGAGAUGAGCAGCGAUAUCGGUGAUAUUGUGGCCAUUCCACCAGCCUUAGGCACUGUGAGGGCGCGUCUCAAUGCCCCGGUGAUCACGAACAACAUCGAGAUGGACAAGAUUAGCUUUGAGCGCAACAAGUGCGGCAUAUGGGGCUGGCGUAGCGAAAAAUCUGAGAUGAUCAACGGCUACAACUGCAAGGUGUACGGGGCCAGCAACGUGGAGUUCGUUACAAAGACGCGAAUGGAUCACCUUAGCGAGGAGCAGAUCAAGAACAAGACAGCGAGGACACCACUCCAUAGCCUGCUGGGAAUUGCUGAUGAGGACUAUGUGUCCCCCGCUGAUGCCGCUGCGGCACUCAAAGAUCGCUCCCCAUCACCCCGGUUGGGAGAAGGUUCCAUCGCCGGAGUCGAAAAUGGUGGCCGAAACUCACCAGCUCCUGGAAACCAGAGCAACGGAAGUUCCGCCUGUGCGUCGGGCACCAGCACACCCAAGUCUUCCGUUACCCCGGAGGAGUAUUUCACUCAGGAGGUUGAUCUUCACGGAAGGGAUGUUGGCGGUCCCAAGAAUCUGAGCACAAAGGUGCAGCGCUUUAGAGCCAACUUAUGGUUAGCCGAGGAGCACCCCAUUCGACUGCAGGAACAAGUGCUUCCCAUCCUGGAUCUCAUGUCCACCAUGGCCAGUCCACAUGUGUCCAAGCUAAGAGACUUUAUCACCAUGCAGCUGCCUGCUGGUUUUCCAGUCAAAGUGGAAAUCCCGCUCUUCCAUGUUUUGAAUGCCUGUAUUACGUUUGGAAAUGUAUUUGCUUUAACCACGCCCGUGGAUCACGUGGCCACGCUGCAGGAGCAAGAUCGCGUCACUUGUUUGGUCGAUGAUCGCUGCUUCGAUAUCCCGGCUCACUACACAAACAGGGGCAGCGAUGUCCGUCGUCAAAUUCCCCUCGAUGAGGAUGACAUGCUGCAGUAUGCCAUUGAGCAGAGUUUGGUGGAAACAAGCGGAGCCUGUGGCGUGGACGCCCGGGACGACGACAAGGUGGACAUAUGGGAAGUGCUGAGGGGCCAAAACGUCGUGGGCUCCGAUCUCCUGCCGGAAGAUGACGAGCAGCUGCAACGAGUCCUGCAGGAAUCACUGCUGGGCGCCCAUGCGAAUCUGCAAAGCGGCUCGCCCGCCUCCGAGGACGACGACGAUGGAGGAUUCCGGUAUGUGGAUCCCGAUUUGGCCAUGGCCAUGCGACUGUCGCAGCAAGAGCAGAGGAAAUUCGAACUGGAGCGGCAGCAGGAGCAGGAGAUGAUCGAGCAGGCGCUGAAGCUUAGUCUGCAAGAGCACUAAUAUACUACCAGCAAUUCCAAAUUGAAGUUAUAUUGAUUUCUAGUGUAACCUUCGGGCUAAGUUGUAUAAAUAAUACCGAGAGUACUUUAA
Messenger RNA from Drosophila teissieri, 2119 nucleotides. RefSeq names its product ankyrin repeat domain-containing protein 13D. Bases 116 to 2029 code for a protein of 637 amino acids. Gene Ontology annotation, cellular component: cytoplasm. The transcript is spliced from 7 exons. The record is from RefSeq and is a predicted model, not a curated record. Lineage: Eukaryota; Metazoa; Arthropoda; Insecta; Diptera; Drosophilidae. Gene Ontology annotation, molecular function: protein binding.